AUGCCAGGCCUCUACAAGCUAUACGCACAAAUAUGCUUGAUCUACUCAGUUCCCGACACAUCUUCGCAUGACAACAUUAUCACAACUCUGACCAACGGACUUGAUCGAUUGGCAGAAGGCUUCCCAUGGCUUACUGGCCAAGUUUUCAACGAUGGCGCAUGGGAUGGCAACACCGGCGUCUUCAAAAUCACCCCUCUUGACAAGAUCCAGCUCGUGGUGAAAGAUCUACAACAUGACGCCUCUGCACCAACAAUAGAUGACCUUCGCCAGGCCAAGUACCCGUUCACCAUGCUCAACGAAAACAUCAUUGCACCUAGCACGACCAUCAAUUUACCUGGUGCCCCGCCGGGAAUCAUCACGGAGUCAGCGUUGGUCUUUUGUGUCCAGGCGAAUUCCGUCAAGGGCGGCCUGAUGCUCACACUCGUUGCCCAGCAUAAUGUCAUGGACAUGACUGGACAAGACUUCAUCGUCAAUAUGUUGUCCAAUGCCUGCCACAAUGAGUCAUUCACAAGCGAGGAAAUGGCCACAGGAAAUAUAGACCGGAGCAAUAUCAUCUCACUAGUGGAUUAUGCAUACGAGCCAGGUCCUGAACUCGAUCAUCAGCUUGUGAAACCACCCCUCCCCCCCGGAGUGUCAGUGAUGCUGCCUCGGAACAACUUGCGCCUCCAAAAAUCCACCUGGGCUUAUAUUGAAAUUUCUGCGAGAGACAUGAUUCAGACAAUAUCCGAAGAACCUUUAGGAGUGGUUGCUGCACAGCUUCGAACCCAGCUCGACCCGAGUACCAAUGACCUAGCGUUUAAUAUGCGUGCUUUGGCUACUUUCCUUAGUCGACCGUCUGACAAGACCAAAACUUCGUUUACUGCAACUGUUCAGAUUCCGUCGGAUUUUAUGAUUAGUUCUUGGUCGAGGAUUAACUGCUAUAGAUCUGGACUUUAA
Molecule: messenger RNA, 936 nt
Organism: Penicillium canescens
Lineage: Eukaryota; Fungi; Ascomycota; Eurotiomycetes; Eurotiales; Aspergillaceae
Exons: 1
Coding region: 1-936 (311 amino acids)
Source: RefSeq, a predicted model, not a curated record